CGCGCUUGCCCGCCGCCAUUUGAACGGAGCGAUGGUGGCGGAAGAGGUGAAGACGUCCCAGGAAUGGCGCUCGUACCUCGUGUGCACCCGCGUCGCCACCUUCUGCAAUUGGCCCUUCACGGAGGGCUGCGCCUGCACCCCCGAGCAGAUGGCGGCGGCGGGUUUCGUGCAUUGCCCCAGCGAGAACGGCCCCGAUGUGGUGCAGUGCUUCUUCUGCUUCAAGGAGCUGGAGGGGUGGGAGCCCGACGAUGAUCCGUUCAAGGAGCACAAAAAGCACUCUCCGCGCUGUGCCUUCAUCUCCCUUCAGAAAGAUGUGUCUAAGCUGACGCUGCAGGAGUUCUUGAAGCUGGAUAGAGAGCGAAUGAAGAACGCAGUGAGAAAAGCAGUUUCUCAGAAGGCGAAUGAUCUUCGAGAUGAAGCCAAGACUGUGCGCUGGUCAAUAAUAAAUUUGGCUUCCUAAGCUCCUGUGGCUUCUCGCUCAUGGGUAACACCUGUGUGAUGUGUGCUCUGGCACUGCUGCUCUGUUCAAUGGCUGUUUCCUGGACUGCUUUCAGAAUGGCUAUCCCUGUCAGGAGCAGACUUCAGCCUAUCUGGGAAGUCUCUGGUAUCUGAUGCACUACACACCUCAUAUUUCUUUUUAAUGCAGGGGUUCUCCUGUCUUUCCUGUUAAGGAUUACUGCUUGUGGCUUUAUUUCUUACUUUCUAUUUUUUAAAUUCAGCUGUUUCUACUUUAGAGAUCCAAAACCUUGUGUUUCUUCCAAGGGUUGGAAGGCACUUCCAUUUCUAUCCUGAAAAUACCAAUGCUUUCAGAUACAUUUGGCAAUAAAGAGUGGAGGGAGUUUUAAAAGUCCUGUGAGGGUUUGGGUUUGUGGCUAAUAAUGUCUAUCAUGCCAAAUCUUAGUGUGCCUGGUACCUUGUGAACCUGUUUGUAGCUAUUUCUGACUCAUGUUGAUGCUUUUAGAAAAUAAAGUUGAAGGUAAAAGAGCAAAGUGAUUUUCACU
Melopsittacus undulatus (budgerigar) is the source of this 1001-nucleotide messenger RNA. Its product is annotated as baculoviral IAP repeat-containing protein 5-like. Lineage: Eukaryota; Metazoa; Chordata; Aves; Psittaciformes; Psittaculidae. Bases 32 to 460 code for a protein of 142 amino acids. The record is from RefSeq and is a predicted model, not a curated record. The transcript is spliced from 4 exons.